This is a messenger RNA of Quercus lobata, 1399 nucleotides long. RefSeq names its product probable tyrosine-protein phosphatase DSP4. Gene Ontology annotation, cellular component: cytoplasm. The coding region runs from base 293 to 811 and encodes 172 amino acids. Gene Ontology annotation, molecular function: phosphatase activity. NCBI's taxonomy places the organism in Eukaryota, Viridiplantae, Streptophyta, Magnoliopsida, Fagales, Fagaceae. The record is from RefSeq and is a predicted model, not a curated record. The transcript is spliced from 4 exons.
UUUACUUCCCCAAGUAUAACUGCCAGCUUAGUCUCCUUCCUCACGAGAAACCCCACUCGAACUUUCCUUACUCUCCACGUUUCAAUUUGCUUAUAAAUACUAAAUCUCAACAAACCCAUCAUUUCUGCGAAGAUAAAAGAAAGAAACACACAGAUCCCAAAUUAUUCCAUACCCCACGAUUCUCUCUUGUAUAUACACUAAAACUCCUCUGAGAUUCCCUUACUUUACAGUACUUUUUUUUUUUUUUUUUCUCUCUCUCUCUCUCUCUUUCAAAAUUUUUGGCGCGAAAUCAAUGGUGAUUGAGAGCUUGGGAGGAGGAGGAGGAGAAGGAGAAGCGCGCCCCGUGAUGAUCGAGCCGCCGCCGCCGUCGUCGAUGAUGUUUUCAUCCGGCCCCGCCGUCUGUAACUCUCACGCUCCGGCGCCUCCUUCUCCUAGGACUCCUCCGUUGACCGGAGACGAUGAUUCCGACGGAGACGGAUUGGAACUGCUGAUUCCGCCGCUGAAUUUCUCGAUGGUCGAUUAUGGCAUCUUCCGGUCCGGUUUCCCCGAUGACGCUAAUUUCGGCUUCUUGAAAUCCCUAGGCCUCCGUUCCGUUAUAUCUUUGUGCACGGAGCCGUAUCCUGAAGUGAGCAAGAAAUUCUUGAAAGAUAAUAAGAUUGAGCUGUUCACGUUCGAAAUCGAUGGUUGUAAGGAGCCUUUUGUAAACAUUCCUGAGGAAAAAAUCCGCAAUGCACUCAGAGUUGUUCUUGAUGUGACUAAACACCCAGUCCUGAUUCAUUGCAAGAGAGGGAAGGUAUCAUAUUGUGAUUGAUUUUGAUUUUCUGUUUUUUUUCAUUCAAACUCAUGUGCUAUUAUUCGGUUUGUGCAGCAUCGCACUGGUUGUUUGGUUGGAUGUUUAAGAAGAUUGCAACGAUGGUGCCUGUCAUCAGUUUUCGACGAGUACCAGAGGUUUGCUGCUGCUAAGGCCAGAGUGUCCGACCAGAGGUUCAUAGAGUUGUUUGAUCUUUCCAGCUUGAGGCAGUCCCCUAUAUCAUUUUCAUGUUCAAGGAGACACUAACAUAGCAGCACAAAAGAGACAUGGUUCAAUGUCCAAUCGUUUCAUAAAGGGCCCCGAUGUUGUGUGUUCUUCAAAUAAUUAGCUUUCUUUUUGAACUCUCUCAACUAUCUUUUUUUUUUUUUUUUGAGAAAAACUCUCUCAACUAUCUUAUCUUGUGAAUUACCUCCGUUUCCUAAUUUAUUAAUUAAUGAAAUAAGAUAAUAUGUACAAAUCUCUGUCGCUGUGUGUGAACACAUCCCGCAGCUUCAUCAACAUAAGCUAUAAAGAGUUGUUUUUGUUGGGCAUCUGCCCUUGUAGGCAAAUUGGACACAAGCUAUAUGAAUUUUAAUAUGAUUUUGACUA